AUGAGGUUAAUAUGUUUCUGGUGUGUCAUCGUGGCAGUUGCGCACGCGCAAGAAAGCGAGUACUAUGCGCCGCAGACGUUUAAACAGGUGGAUCCCUACGGAAAGCAGUUGUUCAACCCAAGCGAUGAUGUCACUCCUCAAGGUACCACCGCGCAGUCCUGGAGACCCAACGCUCCUCCACCGGUGUACGAAAACUAUAGAGGAACUGACAGUCCGAGAGCAGAAGCAUGGCGAUUGCCGUAUGGAGGAAUAUCAAAAGAACAACAGGCGGCCAUUUUGCAUCACAAACAAUCUUUGAGCUCAGAGGGUGCCUUCCGUUUUGAAUAUGCAUCUGACAAUGGUUUAGCUGCAGGAGAAGUGAUAGAGCCUGAUGGUUCAAGAGUUGGGGCCUAUCAGUACAAAGAUCCAAGUGGUCAGCUGGUGAAGCUAAAGUAUAGAGCUGGCAAGGAAGGCUUUCAGAUUCUUGAAGGCAGCCAUUUACCGAAAAGCCCCGAACCAGUAGCGCCACCAGCACAAAAUAACUACCACACGCAAGCGUAUGAGCAACAACGUAGACAAUACGAACUGCAGAAGGAGUACAAUCAGCAGCGGCCUGAACCACAAAACUGGCAGAGUCAGGGUCCCGAACCUCAAAGAGGCGCAGGCAGUCAGUACUACACCCAAAAUUGGAGACCAGAUGGCCGUGAUGAUGGACAGUACCGAGACAAUGACAUAGAAGAACAAAGUAGAGGCCCACAUUCGUUUGGAGAGGGAUACGCAUUUGCAUUCAAAGGA
This is a messenger RNA of Brenthis ino (lesser marbled fritillary), 774 nucleotides long. The record is from the annotation of a GenBank genome assembly. Lineage: Eukaryota; Metazoa; Arthropoda; Insecta; Lepidoptera; Nymphalidae.